AUGUCGCAGUCCGCAGAACUCGCCCAGAAACGAGCAGAAGACUACGUGAAAUUCAAGCACUAUGCUGCCCUUGGGCUCCUUGUCGCUGCGCCAGUGAUCAUUGCUUUGCCUCCCCGGAAAUUCGAUCUUCAUACUGCCUCGCUAGGCGCUGCGUUUAUCAUCUCUGCAAACCAUCUCGCUACUGAACGGACAGGCAAGGGAAUAGUGUCACAUUUGGGAAGUUUUCUUCCAUCUAAGAAAAUGAACAUGUUCAGAGACCUUCCGACAGAUAAAGCCGAAGAGUUAAGUGAACGGAUGCGCCUUGCAAGAACACAGGAAAAGGAGGUAGAGAGGUUAAGAAUGGGAAUGGAGGGCGAAGGGGAAGAACGUACCGGCCUGAAUGGCGUGGUGAAAAAGAUAUGGAUGGGAAAUGAGACAGAAGGUUGGGAAGAGAGGAGACUGGAAGAAGAGAAAAAAGCCCUGGCAGAAGGGAAAGGGUAUACAGAUUUGAUACUUACCUACGUGAGAGAAGCUUGGAGGAUGGAUGAGGGCGGCAAAGAAGGUAAAAGAGAGACGAUGAACGAACAACAUGCAGAGAAAGAAAAAACGGAUUCUACGAGAUAG
This is a messenger RNA of Microsporum canis CBS 113480, 603 nucleotides long. RefSeq lists its product as hypothetical. Lineage: Eukaryota; Fungi; Ascomycota; Eurotiomycetes; Onygenales; Arthrodermataceae. The transcript has a single exon. The record is from RefSeq and is a predicted model, not a curated record. The coding region runs from base 1 to 603 and encodes 200 amino acids.